Messenger RNA from Strigops habroptila (Kakapo), 5509 nucleotides. It is a transcript of the gene NUCB2, whose product is annotated as nucleobindin 2. The transcript is spliced from 13 exons. Lineage: Eukaryota; Metazoa; Chordata; Aves; Psittaciformes; Psittacidae. The record is from RefSeq and is a predicted model, not a curated record. Bases 364 to 1731 code for a protein of 455 amino acids. Gene Ontology annotation, molecular function: calcium ion binding. Gene Ontology annotation, cellular component: endoplasmic reticulum-Golgi intermediate compartment; extracellular exosome.
CAGGCGGCCGUGGCGGCGGCGCGGCCUCUCGCGCAAUCUCGCCUCGGCGUCCGGCGCUGCCCAAUCAGAGCUCUCCGCGACGCCCGUACGGGGGUCUGGCCCGGCCAAUCCACACGCUCCGAAGGGCGGGACUUGUCCCUAUGGCAACGGGAGCCGGGGCCGCCGGAGUGCCGCGGGGCUGUCGUACUGUACGGUAUCGUGCCGAACCGUACCGUAUCGUGCCGUACCGCGCCACGCCGGGCCGCCGAGCCCCGCGGAUCCCCAGGAGGACGCUCGGGGGACGUUCGUUUUCAUCCCUGCUCACAGGAGACACUUCGUCCUUAAGAAGCAGCGGCUCCUCUCCCGCCGCAGGGGGACCUUAAGAUGAAGUGGCUAUCUGUCCUGCCCCAACAGUGUAUUUUGCUGAUGGCAUGUCUUCUAAUGGCAGUGGAAGCUGUACCUAUAGACAUAGAUAAGACAAAAGUUAAAGGAGAAGGCCAUGUAGAAGGAGAGAAGGUAGAAAAUCCAGAUACAGGACUUUAUUAUGAUGAAUAUCUCAGGCAAGUAAUAGAUGUCUUGGAAACAGAUAAGCAUUUCAGGGAGAAACUCCAGACUGCUGACAUAGAGGAAAUAAAGAGUGGAAAGCUAAGCAGAGAGCUUGAUUUAGUAAGCCACCAUGUGAGAACACGGCUGGAUGAACUAAAAAGACAAGAGGUAGCAAGACUAAGAAUGUUAAUUAAAGCUAAAAUGGAUUCUGUUCAAGACACUGGCAUAGACCAUCAGGCUCUUCUUAAACAGUUUGAGCACCUGAACCAUCAGAAUCCUGACACGUUCGAACCUAAAGACUUAGAUAUGUUGAUCAAAGCUGCUACAAGUGACCUGGAAAACUAUGAUAAGACCCGCCAUGAGGAGUUUAAGAAAUACGAGAUGAUGAAAGAACAUGAAAGGAGAGAGUAUUUAAAAACACUUGAUGAAGAAAAGAGGCAGCGAGAAGAAUCCAAGUUUGAGGAGAUGAAGAAAAAACAUGGAGAUCACCCUAAAGUUCACCAUCCUGGAAGCAAAGAUCAACUGAAAGAGGUGUGGGAAGAAGCAGAUGGACUAGAUCCUAAUGAAUUUGACCCAAAAACUUUUUUCAAAUUACACGAUGUUAAUAAUGAUGGUUUCCUGGAUGAGCAAGAAUUAGAAGCCCUCUUUACUAAAGAGCUAGAAAAAGUUUAUGAUCCCAAGAAUGAAGAGGAUGACAUGGUUGAAAUGGAAGAAGAAAGGCUGAGAAUGAGAGAACAUGUAAUGAAUGAGGUUGAUAUCAACAAGGACCGGCUAGUGACUUUAGAAGAGUUCCUGCGGGCUACAGAGAAAAAAGAAUUUUUGGAGCCAGAUAGCUGGGAGACACUAGAUCAGCAGCAGCUCUUCACUGAGGACGAGCUGAAGGAAUUUGAAAGUCAUAUUUCUCAGCAGGAAGAUGAACUUAGAAAGAAGGCUGAAGAUCUUCAGAAGCAGAAGGAAGAGCUACAGAGGCAGCAUGACCAGCUUCAGGCUCAGAAACAAGAGCUUCAGCAGGUUGUAAAACAGAUGGAACAAAAGAAACUACAGCAGGGAAAUCCUCCCGCAGGACCAGCUGGAGAACUGAAAUUCCAACCCCCUGGGGAACACAAAGUUGAAGAUGCACCAAAACAUCCUGCGGGAGGUGAUCAGCCUUUACCACCAGGACAUGUCCAAGAACCAGCUGCUAGAACUGAUCAAGUUCACCCUUAACCACUUGUGCCUCAACUUUAUAGCAUCUUUAUUAUUUGGGGGUCUUGGCGGGGGGUGGGCAGGAAAUCAGAGUGAAACAUGAACUCUCCACUUUCUUCCCCACAAGAAUCAUUGUAAAAUCAUUUGGAACAUUAGAGAUGAACUAUCAGUCAGACUUGAAUCAUAAAUUAAACUAUUUUUUUUCUCCAGUGCAUCAGUGAGAAAAACAACAAGGGGAUCAUUAGAGGCUAUAAUGGAGGAGGGAAUUAGGGAAACUAUUAAUACUAAAGAUUUUUAUGGCCAGGGCUGAACUCUCCUCUUAGAAAAACAGAAGUGAUGUCUGCCAUUCCGUGUUUAGGCAUAAAUUGCAAUCUUCUCAGAGAGGAAGCAGGGAACUGGCCUGAAUGUCAAGUUAAGUCUAGUUUUAUGUAGAAACUUUCCAGAAAUGCUGAGAAGCAAAAUAUGGGUUUAAUGAUCUUAAUAAGCAAAAUAUACCAUAGAUAAAGGCCUACCAUUUCCAGCACUACCAAACCCUUUCUUCUUUGAGACCAAAUAAAAAAAAAUCAAAUUUCUAAUCUUUAAUCAGAACAGAGUUGCACUUUUGAAAAAUCUAAACACAGCAAAGAAUUAUGUGGAACAGUGAAUAUUUUUCAUGUUUACAGAAGCCUAAAAAUUUCACUGUAAGCCUUCAAAAGGAAUACUGUACUUCCAGUGUAUUGAUCUGAACCGUCCUCCUUGCUGAGAUUAAUUCUGUGUAGCCGUUGAAUACUCAACUGGCUCUUGGGACAGUACUUUUGUCCCUGUUUCUUUCAUCAGGUGCCAGCUGAUCUCAAAAUUUUGCAUGUUAUUAAGUAAGCUUUUUAGGUUGAUGGAAAUAUGGUGCAAAACAGAACAAGACUCAUUGUCUUCUUCUGUGCAGAUUAUCCUACCUCCUAUGAUAACAGCAGGUUUUUCAAAAUGCACCGUGUGCUUCAGAAAGCUUUUCUCACACGAAUCUUUAACUUAAGAGGCUCACUAUUAACUCAUAUUAGUUCUUCAGCAGGUGGUGUAAGUUUAUGAAGUAUCCUAAAACAGGGGUGCUCCUUGAUUGUGUUAUUUUGGUAUUAAACUGGGAUAGGUCCCUAAUAUUGUAAGCCAAGAUUUUACAAGAAUAAGUUGAUUUUCCUGUGAGUUUUACUAGAAUGUUGAAAAGUUGUGUGAUUGUCCUCGCUUGUCAUUCAUUUCAGACUGAAAGCAUCCUAAAGUGUAAACCCUGUUUGGGGUUUUUUUAUUUGCUUAGGGUUUUGUGUGUUGUUUUUUUGUUUGUUUGUUUAGGUUUUGUUGGUUUGGUUUUUUUGUUUGUUUGUUUUGGUUUUGUUUGGGGUUUCUUGGUUUUGUGUUUUUGUUUUUUUUUUUAAACACAGAUUGUUCUGACUGUAGAAUGCUGGCUUUGAACUGAUAUAAACACACCUUGGCAAGCAUUCUUUGCAUUUCCUUCCCGUUCUGUGGCUAACUGCUGACAGUGUCAUUAAAGGAAAUCAUUUAGGUUUUGAGCAAAGAAACAGAGGCAAGCCUCUGUUAUAGAAAGACGUUCCUUUUCAAAUAAGACAUGAAUAUUUGAGGCAAACUCGAAAAAGACAGGAGCCAAUUACAUUUUCUAUUGACAUUUGGGAGGUUUCUCACUCUGAAGAACUUUGAUAGAAGCUAGGCACAUUCCUUCCAUGUUUAAGGCUUCCGUCAUCAGGCCUAAGCAUAUUCUUGUUCUCCAGGCAAUAUAACAGAACUCACUCCCAGAACACACUGGAUUUCCUCAUCUGUUUCAUCUUGUUAGUUGUCAUGUCACAUUUCCUUCAUCUGUACCACUCAAAUAAUUGGACUUCUUUUACUUUUUAUUUUUCGUUCUCUACGCAAGAGGUUAAUAAUUCAGUUUCCAAACCCAGCGUCUCCACUGUUUGUCAUUUCCAUCUAACACCAGUUUGAUUAUGUCUUUGUCAGGAGACUAAAAUACCUUUCAACAACUUCAUCUGUUUGCUAAGGGGCCCAGGCAUAGCUACAGCUACAUCCAGACUAACAGAGUUUCUCAGUGCACAGCUCUGGCUUUGGGGUUGUAGCCUGAUAAUGGGCCAAAGAAAGAGAGAAACUUAGCUAAAUGCCGUGGAAAAGGCAAAGGUAAAUUUUUCUUGUGUUCUCCCCAUCCCACAUGAAAGUUUACAGAGGACAUAAUACUGCCACAGAUGUUUGCAGAGAACCAAGGACUGAAACCUUUGGUGUGAAGGCAUUUCUAUCAUACAAAUCAUUCCUUUAGGCUACAUAUGCUUCCUAACAACAAAUGUCAUUAUAUGUAAUGACGUGCUUUGUAAUGUAAUGCUCAAGCUUCCUUUCCAGUGCAACCUCUUUUAUUUUACUGUUGGAGAUGGGCAUUAUAUCCCCCUUAUCCCAUUUAGUUUGAAACAUCCAGAGCUUUGUAAAGAGCUGUUGUAACUUGGGUGCUGAACUCGGCUUCUUCUUGCCACGGUAUAGUGUUAGUGGUGAUGCUGAGGAAGCCACUUGUGAGGAGCCAGAAUUUUCACUUGUUUCAUCAUGAGUUAGCAUUAGCAAAAGUUGCUCAUUUUGCAUUUCAGCUAGCCACUGAGGUGUGCUCAGUGUAAAACAGUGUGCAUCUUUCCUUCAGUUGCUGAUACCUGAAUGUUGUUCCUGUCAGUGUUAAAUUAAUUAGUAGGCUUGCAGUUUAGCAAUAUACUGCAGACUUUAUGUUCAUUUUUUAGAAGUGGAAAUAGGCAGGUUUUUAAAGUUUAGAAUUGGUAAUGGUUUUAUCUCUUAACAAUAAUCAAGGUUCAGUGAAACUGACAGUUACUUGCCCUAAAUCAUGUGGAAGUCAGAGCCUCAGUCCUCAAUAACAAGAUAUGGAACUCCUGCUGAACACAUCUGAAGUUUGUUGCCUAAAUGUUUUUCAGAUGAGAGCCCAAAUUAGAACUUCGUGCUUGUCCACCUGAUUACAAAAAUCUCCUAUGCAUGGGUACCUGUAUCACAUGGCUACAAAGAUGGCAAGGACUGAAUGGAUGUUCGUAGAAAAGCUGGUUUGUCAGUUCUGGUCAAUGUUUACCCAAUACUGUCUUCUCUGUAGAGGAGGGGUAUUCUUCAGGCCCAGGCUAAAAGAGGUCUCCAUCUGAGUGUAAUAAAGUAACCAAACUAUUUUUGUGGAUCAAUUUUGAAGUGUGGUUUAAAUAAGAGUUAUCUCCCUGUGAGGAAUAUCUGCCUUAGAGGUUAUGCAAUGUGCUCAGGUCAUGCUUACUCAUUAAAUGUUUCGCAGAUUUGUUGCUUUUUAAAAAGUGUUUGCUGUUUUCAAUCCCAAUGUGUUAUUUUAAUUUGGUUCUCUCUUUCAUAAAAGAGACUAGAAGUAUUAGCCACUAAAAGCAUGUUUCUGCCAUGGUACUGAUUUCUCAGGAGCUUUUUAAAGAUGGGAAAAGAUAAAAUUAAGCUUACGGCUAAGUGAGGAAGUAGAAAGCUAUAAUCAUAGGUAGAUAAAGGACUGGAAUAUCAUGAGCACCAUUGCUUUCACCUGUACUCUGCUUUUCAUUUAGGAGGUGAUUAUGAGAAAACUGAAUGUAACUUCAUAGAGAGACCAGUUUCGAGACAAAGACGCAGAGAUUUGGUUUUGCAUUUGGCUGGGAUUUUGGUAGGAGGAUGAAGGGGUAAGAUUUGGUCAGUGUUGUACAAAUUUGUAUCCUCCAGUGCAAUAUAUGUAAGGAAAAAAAAAAAGCCCACUCUGUACUUUGUAUAGAUUAGUUUUUAACUGGAUUAAACUGAAACUCAGUGCAGU